Molecule: messenger RNA, 1693 nt
Organism: Phoenix dactylifera (date palm)
Lineage: Eukaryota; Viridiplantae; Streptophyta; Magnoliopsida; Arecales; Arecaceae
Product: UDP-glucose 4-epimerase GEPI48
Biological process (GO): galactose metabolic process
Cellular component (GO): cytosol
Molecular function (GO): UDP-glucose 4-epimerase activity
Source: RefSeq, a predicted model, not a curated record
CGCGCGAGUAGCCGAAGGCCACAAUUCCUUCACUCCUACUCAGUUCUCUCUCUCUCUCUCUCUCUCUCUGCCCUAUCUCUCGUUGCGAUCUCUCGAGGGUGUUCAAUCUUUCGUCGAUCUCGGGCUCGGUCGAUUCUUCUCUAAUGGCGAAGAACAUUUUGGUGACGGGCGGAGCGGGCUACAUCGGGAGCCACACGGUGCUGCAGCUCCUCCAAGGGGGGUUCAACGCUGUCGUCGUGGAUAAUCUCGACAACUCCUCGGACGUCGCCAUCGAGCGGGUUUCGGAGCUCGCCGGGGAGGCGGGAAAGAAUCUUAGAUUCCAUAAGAUCGACCUUCGUGAUAAGGAAGCAUUGGACAAGGUGUUUGCUUCGACAAAGUUUGAUGCUGUCAUUCACUUUGCAGGAUUAAAAGCUGUUGGUGAAAGCGUGCAGAAGCCCUUGCUUUAUUAUAACAAUAAUCUCAUCGGUACAAUAACUCUUUUGGAAGUAAUGGCUGCCCAUGGAUGCAGAAAGCUAGUAUUCUCGUCAUCAGCUACCGUUUAUGGAUGGCCCAAGGAAGUCCCCUGUACAGAAGAAUUCCCUCUGUGUGCAAUGAACCCAUAUGGACGAACUAAGCUUAUUAUUGAAGAGAUUUGUCGUGAUACAUACCGUGGAGACUCUGAUUGGCAGAUAAUAUUGCUUAGAUAUUUUAAUCCUGUGGGUGCUCAGCCUAGUGGAUAUAUUGGUGAAGAUCCUCGGGGCAUUCCAAACAACCUCAUGCCCUUUGUACAACAAGUUGCUGUUGGGAGGAGGCCUGCACUUACAGUUUUUGGAAAUGAUUAUUCAACCAAGGAUGGCACUGGGGUACGGGAUUACAUUCAUGUGGUUGAUCUGGCUGAUGGGCAUAUUGCAGCCCUUCAGAAGCUUUUUGAUGGCUCUAAACUAGGCUGUGAAGUGUAUAAUCUAGGGACUGGGAAAGGAACAUCUGUGCUGGAAAUAGUGGCAGCAUUUGAGCAGGCCUCUGGAAAGAAAAUCCCUCUGGUCAUGGCUGGAAGGCGACCUGGUGAUGCUGAAAUUGUUUACGCAUCAACUGCUAAAGCAGAGAAGGAGCUGAACUGGAAGGCAAAGUAUGGCAUUGAUGAGAUGUGCCGGGAUCAGUGGAACUGGGCUAGCAAGAACCCCUGGGGAUAUGGAUCACCUGACUCGGCUAACUGAAGGAACCCUUCUUUCCAACAACAUCAGUUUUUCAAUCCAUAAAGAAGAAUUGCUAAUUUGUGGGCGUCGUGUAGGAUGGGGUUUAGGUUCACCUAAUUUCGAUUCCUAUUAACGAUCUACUGGUCAAAUAAAUACAUGCUUAUGUCAUGAAAGAGGCAUAACUGUAGAGGUAUCUUGCUGUUUCUUUCUAAAAGGCUCUAUAUGAUUGCUGCUGAAUCAGAAAUGCAGAUGCUGGAUGGCCAUAUGACCUUUUUCUUGUAAUUUUAUCGGCCCCCGGUGGGCACUUGGUGCUGUACCUGGAGGAGGGAAAUGUCGAUGGUUCGAAUGUGUUACAGUGAUAGUAGUAAUUUCACUAAUGUGGUAAUUAGGAAAUGUUAUGUAUAUAAUUUUCCAAGGAGGCGUUUCUGGUGAAAUUGAAUGUCUUUGAGGGUGUACAUUUAUCUGUCUUGUUCUCUUACAAUAUCAGGUUUUCUGGUUGAUAUGUUAUUAUAUUUCUUUUA